AUGUCGACAGAAGGUAUGAAUCGCUUCUCCGAUGACUUUGAGGCUUCGUCUCCAUCUACAGCGUCUUUGACAUGUGCUUUAGUGCCGUAUUCCUUUCGAAGUCCUUUUCACGAUGCGUUGCGUGAUGCCACCCGUUGGUUCCCGAUUGUCGGCAAGCGCAUUCAAAUUGAUCAAGCUUGGCAGAGCGAUGGACGAGGCGGUACAACAUUAGGAUUUGGUGCUUCCGUGUAUGACUCAGCCAUUGCAUUGUCACUGUAUUUAGCCGCUCAUCGAGAUCUAGUGAAAGAAAAACGGGUCAUUGAAUUGGGCUGCGGUCCAGGACUUGUUGGAAUCGUAGCUGCUCACUUGGAACCUAGUAGCGUCGUCAUGACGGAUGGAGAUCCUGUAUCCAUUACACUCACUCAACGCAAUAUGAAGGUAAAUCGCCUUUCUGAAGAUAUUUGCACUGCUGAGACGUAUCUCUGGGGUGAUUUGGACCAUCGCCUGGUUCCGAAGGUUGGCGCUCGUGGUCCUUAUGACGUGAUCUUAGGUGCCGAUAUUGUAGCAUGUCCUUACGUUUCGUCGUUUGAGGCAUUAAUGACGUCACUCCGAGCAUUGGCUGGACCCAUGACGCUGGUACUGCUUGCUUACAAGAAGCGUCAAAAUUUGGAAGAAAAGUUUUUUGACACAUUUAACAAAGUGUUUGAUGUUGAACCGGUUGACAAAUCAGAACUACAUCCAGAUUUUCAAGAAGGAGGCGACAUUAUGAUUUUUCAAGCACGUCUGAGGAACCCAUAG
Peronospora belbahrii is the source of this 777-nucleotide messenger RNA. The record is from the annotation of a GenBank genome assembly. NCBI's taxonomy places the organism in Eukaryota, Oomycota, Peronosporomycetes, Peronosporales, Peronosporaceae.